AUGGUAGCUCCUUCGAUAACUGGCAGGAAAGACGAAAGAUUAAACAAAAUAAUUCCGGUCAUGAAAAACGAUUGUAUUUCCAAAAUUGUUCAAAGAGACCCUCUGAUCAAAGCAUUUGGAUCAAUAAUGAUCGAAAAAAGCGGACCAAAAGACAGCCAGUUCAUUUCUCAGAAAAUGAGAGAGCUUGGUCGCUUAGUAGAAGGUUUAAUGUCGGUUGAGAAAAGUAAAAACGUCCAGUUGUCUGACUUCAUCAAGCCCGAGAAGUUUGAUACAGUUGUCACAGCUGUACAUAUUAUCACUCGAUUCAAUUCACAAAAUGAUCAGCUCAAAGUGAGCAUUCCAUCACUGGCAUUGAAAGUGGGUUACUCGAUACAAAAAUGUGCCUCCAUUUUAAGUGGUUUAGGCUUUGCGUAUGUAGGAUGA
Paramuricea clavata is the source of this 423-nucleotide messenger RNA. The record is from the annotation of a GenBank genome assembly. NCBI's taxonomy places the organism in Eukaryota, Metazoa, Cnidaria, Anthozoa, Malacalcyonacea, Plexauridae.